Charadrius vociferus (killdeer) is the source of this 1524-nucleotide messenger RNA. RefSeq names its product calcium channel, voltage-dependent, beta 3 subunit (gene CACNB3). Gene Ontology annotation, molecular function: protein binding; high voltage-gated calcium channel activity. NCBI's taxonomy places the organism in Eukaryota, Metazoa, Chordata, Aves, Charadriiformes, Charadriidae. Gene Ontology annotation, cellular component: voltage-gated calcium channel complex. Bases 1 to 1524 code for a protein of 507 amino acids. Gene Ontology annotation, biological process: regulation of voltage-gated calcium channel activity; chemical synaptic transmission; calcium ion transmembrane transport. The transcript has 13 exons. The record is from RefSeq and is a predicted model, not a curated record.
AUGGUGGUGAUCCCUGGGACGGAUCCUGGUUAUGCUGGGGAUCCCCGAGAUGGAUCCUGCCCAUACUGGGACUGCCUGGAUUGGAUCCUGGCCCUGCUGGGGAACCUCAGGACAGACCUGGACCAUGCAGGAGCUCUCCAGGCUGGAUCCGGUCCACACCCGACCUCUCCGGGCCGGAUCCUGAUCAAGCCGUGGGCCCGUGGGCUUGGCCGUGGCCCUGCUGGGAGACUCAGGCCCCGGCAGCGGCUGGAGAGGGCCAGGCACAAGCCAGUCGCCUUUGCCGUGCGCACCAAUGUCAGCUACUGCGGGGCGCUGGAUGAGGAGUGCCCAGUGCAGGGAGCCGCCAUCAACUUUGAAGCCAAAGAUUUCCUGCACAUCAAGGAGAAAUACAGCAAUGACUGGUGGAUUGGUCGCCUAGUGAAGGAGGGGGGGGACAUCGCCUUCAUCCCCAGCCCCCAGCGCCUGGAAGCCAUGAGGCUCAAGCAGGAGCAGAAAGCCAGGAGAGCUGGCAAUGCCUCUGGCCUCGGCGACAGUGGGAACCGGCGAUCGCCUCCCCCCUCCUUAGCUAAGCAGAAGCAGAAGCAGACACAGCACAUCCCGCCCUACGACGUGGUCCCCUCCAUGCGGCCUGUGGUGCUGGUGGGGCCCUCACUGAAAGGAUAUGAGGUCACCGACAUGAUGCAGAAAGCCCUCUUCGACUUCCUCAAGCACAGAUUCGAUGGCAGGAUCUCCAUCACCCACAUCACAGCUGACCUCUCCCUGGCCAAGCGCUCCAUCCUCAACAACCUGGGCAAGCAGGCCAUCCUGGAGCGCUCCACCACCCGCUCCAGCAUUGCUGAGGUGCAGAGUGAGAUCGAGCGCAUCUUUGAGCUGGCCAAGUCCCUGCAGCUGGUGGUGCUGGACGCCGACACCAUCAACCACCCAGCCCAGCUGGCCAAGACCUCUCUGGCACCCAUCAUCGUCUAUGUCAAGGUGUCCUCGCCCAAGGUCCUGCAGCGGCUCAUCAAAUCCCGUGGCAAGUCCCAGGUGAAGCACCUUAACGUGCAGAUGAUGGCGGCCGACAAGCUGGUGCAGUGUCCCCCGGAGCUCUUUGAUGUCAUCCUGGAUGAGAACCAGCUGGAGGAUGCCUGCGAGCACCUGGCCGAGUACCUGGAGGUGUACUGGCGUGCCACGCACCACCCGCCUCACGCCCCCCACGCUGUGCCCUCACCCACUGGCCUCCCAGGCCUGCAGAGCCAGCAGCUGCUGGGGGAACGGGGGGAGCACUCACCGCUGGAGCACGACAGCCUGAUGCCAUCAGACGAGGCGGGGGAGACCUCACCCCAGCCCUGGGGGGCUGCGUCCCAGCGCAGCUCCCGGCACCUGGAGGAAGAGGAGUACACAGACCCCUAUCCUGACCUCUACCAGCCCCACCGGCAUCACAACAGCGGGCUGCAGGGCCCUGGCACACCGGACCGCCAAACCGAGCGUAACCACGACAGGAACUGGCAGCGCAGCCGGCCCUGGGCCAAGGACAGCUAUUAG